AUGGCAAAGACUUUCCAGAUUCAGCCAAACGUUGGGGUUGGCCUCCGCCUCUUUCUACACUCCCAGCUCUUCGUAACUCCUCCCUAUCCCGAGGCUUCCUUUUCCGGAAAGACGGUCAUAGUCACCGGUUCAAACGUUGGGCUAGGGCUUGAGGCUGCUCGCCACUUCUAUAGACUCAAUGCGUCUAAACUGAUCCUUGCGGUCCGGACUAUUGCCAAAGGUGAAGCAGCGAAGGAGGAUAUCCUGAAAAGUGUUGGUGGCCGAAAUGAUGCCGACGCCAUCGAAGUCUGGCCACUAGACCAGGCGAGCAACCAGUCAACUAUUGACUUUAUGGAGCGGGUUCUGACGGAGCUGCCACGCCUCGACGCCGUCGUGUUGAACGCAGGUAUCAACACGAAGAUUUUCAAGGUCGUCGAGGGCCACGAGCAGACGACACAAGUAAAUGUGCUGAAUACGUUCCUUCUGGUGUUGGGGCUGUUACCAAAGCUCCACCAAACGAAGACUGAAUUUCCGGACUCGAUGCCGCAUAUAACGGUUGUGAGCUCAGAGGCCCACCGCCUGACCACCUUCCCAGAAAUCAACGCCUCUGACCUUUAUGCGCGGUUGAACGAAGAAGAGUCGUACAAUGGACAGAAAAGAUACGAAGUGACAAAGCUCCUGGAGAUUCUCCUGGUCCGCGAACUUGUGGCGAUGCUGAAGUCGGGCCCCGGUUUCAAUGCUCACCCAGUUAUCCUCAACGUUGUCAACCCAGGCCUCUGUUACAGCACUCUCAGCCGCGAGAGUAGCUCGUUGGGGCUUCGCCUCAUGUAUAAGCUUUUGGGACGGACGGGAGAAGUGGGCGGUCGGUGUUUGGUGCUGGCUGCGUCCGCGCCUGAGGACUCGCUUGGAGAGUUCCAGAGCGAUGGAAAAAAUCAGAACGUGGAGGAUUGGAUUUAUACUGACUUGGGAGAUGAAGUCCAGAAGAGGGUAUGGUCGCAAACUGUACCGAUCUUGGAGGCUAGGAAGCCAGGGAUUCUGAAGACCGCAGGGCUCUAA
This is a messenger RNA of Clonostachys rhizophaga, 1035 nucleotides long. The record is from the annotation of a GenBank genome assembly. Lineage: Eukaryota; Fungi; Ascomycota; Sordariomycetes; Hypocreales; Bionectriaceae.